Molecule: messenger RNA, 4429 nt
Organism: Leptidea sinapis
Lineage: Eukaryota; Metazoa; Arthropoda; Insecta; Lepidoptera; Pieridae
Gene: stet
Product: rhomboid-related protein 3
Exons: 9
Coding region: 275-1660 (461 amino acids)
Cellular component (GO): membrane
Molecular function (GO): serine-type endopeptidase activity
Source: RefSeq, a predicted model, not a curated record
UUUAUACGUCUAGAUAGACUGUGACGACGUGGAUAAAAAAUGAGGUGACAGUUAACCUCUAUUUUCAGCUAUGCACGCACACUAACUCAAAUUGAUAUAUAAAUCGAGACGUAGCUUGUCACGCACACUAAAGUAAUAAACCUGACCUGUUUUAUGCCUCUAUCUAGACGUAUAAAUUGUCUAAGGAAUUCUGAUGUAUCUCUAUAGUCAGCGCAAGUGUAAAACUGAUGCAGGACAAUGUUGAUUGGAUGACUGUGUGGAUGGUGGUUCAGAGAUGGCGCUAUGGAUGGGCAGUGGCUACCGGGGGGGUGGCGAGGUCCUGGCUGUGCCUGGGGCCACUGUCCUGUCAAACAACACCUCGAUGGAAUCAGGCAUCGAAGCAGGAGUGCUCCCGACGGUCACAGGAUCCCUGGCGUCUGCUCGGGACUCACUCGGCUCCUUAUCAAGACCCGCCGAACAAGUUUAUGACACAGAUCACACCGACCUCGGCAGCGAGCUCGACGAAGCGGAAAUACGACGGGAGUUGAUGCACGAUAAAUGGCGGCUACUUUUUGACAGGUUUGAUCCUGAGGGUUUCGGGGAGAUACCGUGGUCGGAUUUCUUGCAAACACUACGACAUCCGGACUUCAUAGCGCAGGUGCCGCUUCAUAAACGUGAGAUACUGCUCGACAAGGCAUGCAACUCAUGCAGCCCUGCCAUAACCUUCCAAGAAUUCGUGAAUGUGAUGAGCGGCAAACGAACCCGGAGCUAUAGAUGUGCAGUUCACGAGAGAGAUAGAGAAGUCAGCUCGGAGAACGACUUCCGUUUACUCCUCGAGGAUCCGACUUUAUUCGCCAGGAUGGUUCAUUUAGUAGCAAUGGAAGUGCUCCCGGAGGAGAGGGAUCGCAAGUAUUAUCAAGAGCGAUAUACAUGCUGCCCGCCGCCGCUUUUCAUCAUAUUUGUCACAUUAUUAGAGCUGGGUGUGUUCGCAUGGUACGCGUGGGGUACAGGCGGGGUGGCAGCGGCUGCCGGUCCAGUGCCGGUAGACUCGCCGCUUGUGUACCGCCCUGACCGCCGGAAGGAGCUCUGGCGGUUCCUCACCUACAGCGUCGUCCACGCGGGCUGGCUGCACCUGUCCUUCAACCUGCUCGUCCAACUUGCGGUGGGUCUGCCGCUGGAGAUGGUGCACGGUGCGGUGCGUUGCGGCGCGGUGUACGUGGCUGGCGUACUUGGUGGGUCGCUAGCCGCGUCCGUGCUCGACCCCGACGUGUGCUUGGCGGGCGCAUCCGGUGGCGUGUACGCGCUAUUGGCCGCGCACUUGGCGAACGCGCUUCUCAACUACCACGCCAUGCGCUACGGCGCCGUGCGCUUAGUGGCCGCACUGGCCGUCGCCUCCUGCGAUGUCGGUUUCGCGGUCCACGCUCGCUACACUAAAGAAGCGCCGCCGGUGUCGUACGCGGCACACGUGGCGGGUGCUCUAGCCGGGCUCACCCUGGGACUGCUGGUACUGAAGCACGCGCAGCAGCGGCUGUGGGCUCGUCUGCUGUGGUGGGCAGCCCUGGGCGCAUACGCAGCCUGCACGCUGUUCGCGGUGCUCUACAACGUGUGCAGCACGCCACCUGCUGAGCUCCACUACCUGCCGCCUGACCCCCCCUACCCGCCGCCUGACGCGGGCUACUAACGCGCUUGCAAAUCUGUUCACUACACGCUUUAUAUAGUUCCCGCCACGUAAAAAGACCAUUGACGUAGACCAAACAAUGGGGCGGUAUACUCAGAGGUAAAACGUCAACGACAUGUUCGCCGCUCCACAAAUACAAUCACGGGUCAUGGGUGUUAUUUGAUUAAAUUUGUUCGUGGCUGUAAUGUACACUCAGUGGCCAUUUAACGUGGCGCGAGCUAUACCAUGACGGUACUUUGAAAAGUAUGAUUAUACUAUACCCUUUCAUCACCGACCGUCCUUAAGAAUAGGGGGCACAGUUCAUAGUGCGAUCACGGUACGGUGUAGUUGGUAUACUCUGCCCGACUGGCUUCUGUUUUGAUGGAUGCGCACGUGUGAAAGUUCACUCGCACUAACAAUAAUUAGUGUGUAUAAACAUUCUGGAAGCACGCUUCGGUGUUUAAGGGUACCGUUAGUUGAUGCGUCCUAUUCCCCUGUACCACUCACCUCUGAUGUAACCUAUCUAUAUAAACAAUACAACAAGACAUGUGUCUAAUCGCUUAUUCUCAUAUUAUUUUUUGUUAUACUUCUCAUACUUACGGCCUAAGAUGCGAUGGCACGACUUACAAAAUUUUUGGAACGUUUACUGACCUCUGAUACACAUUUUAAUAGACGAAACCAAACUUAAAUACAUUAAAGCACAUUUUGCGGGUAGUCAUAAAAUCAGGAGCGGCCAUGUUUUUUUCUUCCAAUUCGACAGUAAUAAUUAUAUUAGGACCGUAGCUUACUUUCCGGUCGCACUUUCAGGCUUGUAAAUUAUAACUGCAUUAAAUUCAACAAUCUUCCAAAAUAACGCUAUGUCUCUUUUUGUGGAGAUCUGAGUGGCCCAAUAAAUGUUUAAAAAAAUCUCGUUUCAUAUAUAUCGGGGAAAUGUAAUUUAAUAGAUACUACAUAAUAUACUUUAUUGUUCACUUGUGAAACAGUCCUAAUUUAUUUUUAAUAUCUCAUUUGAACAUUUGUUUAUGUCUUCAGUAACUCAAACACUAUAUAAUUAAUUACCAUCAUUUAUUUCUUAUACAACUCUUUCUUCAAUUAAUUGACCCUCUUAAAAAGAAAUAUCAAGCGUCAUCCAUACAUAAGCGGCUUGCGGUUGUGAAAAAUAAAACUUUUAUAACGGCUUCGUACUAAACACCGCACGCCACCUUUGUCUGGUGUACGUCUAAUAAGCACAUGUUAACCUUUCUCAUAUAGUAAAUAGUAGAUUAUUGUCUGUCGUGUUAUAACAGAGGUGAAUGCAUCAUACAGAGCUUUGCCUUAAAGACAAUUUGUAAAUAUUUUUCACUCAAAGCCUCUGUCACGGACCGCGUGGCCGACUCACAACACGCCUAGUCAAUUUACCUUAGUGUUAUACGUGAUAAGUAAUUAAUAAUUGGAGGGUGGCUCGUUUCACUUCGUAUUAAGCCGGCUUCCUACUGUCAUGCAAGUGCAGCAGUGUGUGGCCGGCUUGUUGUUGUUAACAGAGCUUUUGCAGUAGCAAGUUGAGCUAUUGUUAUAAAAUAGUCUGCACAGUUUUUGUUCCACGACGCCCCCUCGCGAUAUUUAAGUAUUAAGUAGUGUUAUAUUAUUGUAUAGGUGAACUAUUUUUGUAUCUGCCGCCGAUGUCCGUAGCUGUAAAGGCGUUACCGUCAACUGUUUAGUUCAGUCGUUUGGGUUUGUAAAUGUCGGGACUUUUGUUUUUAUUUCACUUCCAAAUCUCUGUUGCAAACUCUUAACAAUAUUGGAAACGGCGACUCACAUAAAUACUAGAAAUUGUAAUAUUAGUAGUUUUCGAACUAAAAAUUACCAUUGAAACUUUACAUGUAAACCUUGUAUUAAGAACCAAACGACUGUACUAGAUUCCAUGUUGUGCCUUGGCCCCUAGACGUCGUCUAUUCAACGCUUAACAGACUGUUAAUUAUAAACUUACUGAUUAUAUUUGUAUAAUACUUGAAUGAGACAUCUAGCGUCCAUGUCACAAACUUUGUACUCAUGAAGCUCAGCAAACACCUGUCCACACAUUGCAGGUGACAUUUAUAUAUUGUCUUCUCUGUUUUAACACUACUCUUUGUAUUGCAAUAAAAGAGCUGGCAAUACACAAAUGUCUUUUGCAAUAGUGUAGCUGUUGCUUCAUCGUUGUGCCUUUCACACCAAAGAUUAGAAUAAAAUGGCGUCCAGUACACACUAGUGGAAGUAACAUUGUAAAUAAAGUAAUUUCAUACGUAUAAUGAUUGCUCAUCGCAAUGUUGAUUUGUGAACCGCAUAAUAUUUUUUGUUUGCUCAAACGCAACGAUGUUUUUUAAUAUCUAAUUGUGCUCAAAAGUGAGUUUUUAUUUUGUGGGAUCAAUAAUUUUAUUCGCUCAAUUAGGCUUUGUACAGACUGAAGUUUUUAACAAGUAUUUGUUAGCUAAUUUGUUGGGUAUGUAUUGAUUAGUCUGUACAUGGCACAAGGAAUAUUCGUAUACCUUUGACAGGUAUUAUCGUAUACCUUUGACAGCUAUUAUCGUAUACCUUUGAGUAUUAUCGUAUACCUUUGACAGGUAUUAUCGUAUACCUUUGACAGGUAUUAGCAAAUGUCCACUAUUGAAUAAUAGAUUUUAUAAUGUGCCUGAUUCCUAUUAAUGUAAAUUUUAAUGAUUGUAUUGUUUUAAUUCUAAUCAAAUAAUGUCAGAUACCGACUGAAUUUUUGUAUAUUGCAGAGUGUUUCUUUUAAUUUAUUUAAAAUUUUAUUUUUAAGUGUGAAUCAAGAUAAUUCUU